This is a messenger RNA of Melitaea cinxia (Glanville fritillary), 1180 nucleotides long. RefSeq names its product trypsin-3-like. Gene Ontology annotation, biological process: proteolysis. Gene Ontology annotation, molecular function: serine-type endopeptidase activity. The transcript is spliced from 5 exons. The coding region runs from base 1 to 825 and encodes 274 amino acids. Lineage: Eukaryota; Metazoa; Arthropoda; Insecta; Lepidoptera; Nymphalidae. The record is from RefSeq and is a predicted model, not a curated record.
AUGACUAAUGAUAGAGUCAACUUUCGUUUGAUCGCGUUUGGAAUAAGAAUUGAUUGUUACAAGGACGAUUAUAUAAUAUUAUCAGAGAGGGUUCAAAUACCCCCGAGCUAUUCUGUAAACGAUGUAUCGCAAGUAGAUAGCAGAAUCGUUGGAGGGGAAGAUGCCGUGAUAUUGGAUCACCCGUAUCAAGUUUCCUUUAUUGUGAACAAUUCGUAUUUUUGUGGGGGAUUUAUUGUUAGUGAAAACUAUAUAUUGACCGCUGCACAUUGUGCUCAAAACGUCGAUCCAUCAACUGUAGUCUUAAGGGCUGGUAGUUCAUAUCGUACAAAUGGUACAAUCAUCCCAAUUGCUGAAGUCAAACCUCAUCCGGAGUACGACAAUCCCCCAUUUGACAAGGACGUGGCAUACAUGAAGACAGUUGAACCUAUGAACUUUACAGACACAAUACAACCGAUCGCUUUGCCACCUAAAAACAGAAUUUUAAGAGGAGAGGUUAUAGUUAGCGGAUGGGGAAGAACGCAGGAAGGUGCCUCAACUAUCCCAGAUAGGUUGAUGUCUGUCAAACUGCGCGUUGUAAAUUAUUAUCAAUGCUAUCUCGUCUACCCAACGGUUCUAACGAGAAACAUGUGGUGCGGGGGUAAUUUCUUCCUCGGAGGACAGGGGACGUGUCAGGGCGAUUCAGGUGGCGCAGCUAUCCAAGAUGGGAUGGCAGUCGGUAUUGUGUCCUUUGGGAGAGGUUGCGGUCAGCCCCUUGCACCGAGUGUUUUUGCUAACAUCGCUGCUCCAACAAUUCGAGAUUUUAUAUCAAACAACACUGGACUGUAAAAAUGGAUCUAAAGAAAUAUUACUUAAAAAUGGAUGUAAACAAAUUUUACUUUUUGCCGAAUGAUUGUUAUUAUGUGAAAUAAAAUAAGUUAAUGUUAAAAAUUAAACAGCGAGGUGUUCGUCAUUACGAUGGGAAGUGAUGUUCAACAAACUUCAUGGAUUUGAGUUGGUACCUAAUUUUGGAUACAGAAUAGAGAAUUUUUGAAUGAUACACUACAGACAACUAAUACGUAUCACUAUUAAAUCAAUGGAGUACUUUACAAAGGUAACUUUUUAUUAGGUUUAACGAGUUAUAUACAUGGUGUUAUUACUUUUAAAUUGUAUUUAAAAAUUUAUUGUAAUGAAGUUUAAUGUU